AUGAAGGCCUCCUCGAUUUUGUCUUUCUUGCCAAUAUUCGCUCCUGCAGUAUUCGCAGGUCCGGCCGGUUAUGGGGUGUGCCAAGCGGGGUGUGCCACAGUGGUCAUGGCUUGUUACUCGGCUGCGGGUUUCACCUGGGGAGCUACUGCAGGGUUAAGUGCUCCCGCCUCUAUCAUAGCUUGCAACACAGCUUUCGGAACCUGCCAAUCUGCUUGUGCUGCUGUUCUUUUAGCCCCGACCCCUUGA
This is a messenger RNA of Penicillium chermesinum, 246 nucleotides long. RefSeq lists its product as uncharacterized. The record is from RefSeq and is a predicted model, not a curated record. Bases 1 to 246 code for a protein of 81 amino acids. The transcript has a single exon. Lineage: Eukaryota; Fungi; Ascomycota; Eurotiomycetes; Eurotiales; Aspergillaceae.